AUGUUUUGGCCCACCGCCAUGCGCACGACCAGCGGCCAUGUCGCGCCACGUCCGCCGACAUUGCUAAACCCAAGUAGUGCAGCUGCUGCAGCUGCUCUGACGGCGCUGCCCGCCGUUGCAACUGCAAAGGAGGUGUUUGCCAAGGCCUCGACACGGGCGCCAACGCCGUUCAACACAGCCGCCGACGGCGGUGGGGCGAUUUACUCGACUACACUGGAGGCCUACACCGUCCUGCUACACACAGCUCGAAUACAGGCGGUGACACGUGGUGCUGGCCAGCACAACGCCUUUGCCGGCAGCGAGUCUGCCAAACAACAGAGCAGCCGGCUCGUGCUGUACUGCGGUGAUCAGUGCGACGCGCUGCUUGUGCGGGCAGCGCAGCUGCUCAGCAUCCCAUAUGUGCGUGUCACUCAAACGGUUGCGAUGGGGCGAGAUUUGCCGCUGCCCGCAGCGCACUCGACGAACACCGCCGCUGCCGGUGACGUGUCGUGCAGGGUCUACAAUUACGCGGUGGACGUGCGCGAGCUGCAGUCCCGCCUCGUGGAGGACGUUGCAGCGGGCUUGUACCCUCUCAUGGUCGUCGGCACGUUUGGCUCUGGCCUCAGUGGCUCCGUAGAUCCGCUGCUCCUCAUGGGUGAGCUCUGCCAGCGACUCGGCGUGUGGUUCCACAUUGACGCGAGCCACGGCGGUGCCGCUCUGCUCGCGGGCCCGGCGGGGAGCGUCGCGCCGCCCGCGCUGCCGCAGCGUGACGCGAUUUUUGCACAAUUCUAUGCCGCGGCUUCGCUGGCCGACUCCGUCCUGGUGCCGACUGGCUUGUCGACUGCCGUGCCGUACGCGGCGCUGCCCGUCUCUCCAGCGAGCUGCUUCGCCACCGCUGGUUCCGUGGCACUUUUCUUUGCGCAUAUUCGCAAGGCUGCCUGGUCCGUCCAAGCCCUCGGGGAGGCACGGCAGUGCACCUUCAACCAGUGGAUCACCCCAGGUGUGGUGGAGACCGACGUCCUGCAUGUGUCGCCGCCGUCGCACAUGGAGGCGUGGCUGUUCGAGCAGCACGUGACGGGUGCGCUGGCGACGAUGUGGUCAUGCUGCCCAAAACCACGCGCACAGCUUCAGCCUGUGCCAGCGGCGCCGUUGGCGCUUGCGGAGCGUGUUAGCGCACACCAGCAGUUUGUGCGUGCGGUGCUGCAGGCCCUUCGCGGCGACGGCCGCUUCGACGCCUCGAUAGACGCCGCCACCUUUGGCAUCGUGUGCCUGCGGUGGCUUACGGCGGCGGACGAGGCCACUGUGCGGCUCGCACGCGCCUGGGCCGAGGUUCUCGCGGAGGCCCACGACACGCCUACCACGCUGCAGGGCAAAUAUGCGGCGUCAGCGCCCGCGCAUCAGUCAGGUUCCCACUGCACACCCAACGCCGGCGGACCGUCUGCAAUGGAUGGUGAGGAGGGUGGACGCACCGUACCACCGGUGCAGGUGUUCGUGGGGCUGGUGCAGCUACAACGGCGCGUUUGGGUCCAUGCCUCGUUCGGACCUCUCCUCGACGUGCCUGAGGAGGAGCCGGCGAGCUUGGUGGCGGAUGGAAAGGGUGCUGCCAGUGAUACUGUACAAGGGGAACCGGCGACUGCCACGAGGAUGCGUGCGGUAACCUACGUGCAGCACACCUUGAGCAAAGCUGUCUCGCUCGCGCGCACCGGCUACGCUGCCGACCGCCUGUCAGAGGAGUAG
Leishmania mexicana MHOM/GT/2001/U1103 is the source of this 1716-nucleotide messenger RNA. RefSeq lists its product as hypothetical. The transcript has a single exon. The record is from RefSeq and is a predicted model, not a curated record. Gene Ontology annotation, biological process: carboxylic acid metabolic process. NCBI's taxonomy places the organism in Eukaryota, Euglenozoa, Kinetoplastea, Trypanosomatida, Trypanosomatidae. The coding region runs from base 1 to 1716 and encodes 571 amino acids. Gene Ontology annotation, molecular function: pyridoxal phosphate binding; carbon-carbon lyase activity.